Molecule: messenger RNA, 420 nt
Organism: Colletotrichum fioriniae
Lineage: Eukaryota; Fungi; Ascomycota; Sordariomycetes; Glomerellales; Glomerellaceae
Source: RefSeq, a predicted model, not a curated record
AUGCGACUGCAACUUCAGCAGGAGCAGAUUGCCUGGGAGAAUGACCGGCGGGCUCGAGAGCAUUUCCAGUCUCAGGUGCAUCUUCAGUACCAGCAGUCCCCGUAUCGUUCUCAGCAGCGCUCCGGGAUGAAACUCAAGCAGGAGGAUGCUCAGAUGCCUAUUCAGGGUGCUCAGAACGCGGUGAUCAACAACCAGGUGGGCAAGGUCAUCAAACAGGAGGCCCAGACGUUGGGAGAUCUUGAGGGCCAGCAUUAUGUACGAAAGUACGUGGCAGUGACUCGAGAGGACUACGGUUACAUGGGCUACUACUCGACCACUGAGAUGAUGGCCAUCAGGCAGCGCGAGAGAGUCGCUGGUCCUCAGCCCAAGAGACCGGCGCUGAAUGGCGACCCGGAUGGUGAGUACGUCUGGUCUAUUUGA